UACACUGUGCAUUGGCCACACUGGAUAGAAAGCAAAACGAAAACUCAACGCAACUACAAAUUUAUUAUUAUAACAAACCAUCUAUUACUAAUUAUGCUCAAUAGUAUUUAAGCAAAUACAAUGAGCGCCCACCACAGGCCCCUGGACGAAUCGGAUGUGGUGUUAAUACGCACCAUACGCUCAACACCAUCACUAUAUGACCACAGACAUGGCGACUUUCGCCUCUCGCAGCGCAAAGAAGAGGAUUGGGCCAAAGUUGCCGAGGCCCUAAAUAUUUCAUCGCCCGAUGCGCGACGUCGCUGGACGUGUUUGCGGGAUCGCUAUUCGCGUGAAUUGAAACAAAUGCGCCUUCAUCCCACAUCUGAAUUUGGACGUAAUGAAUUCUUUCGACAAAUGGACUUUCUGCGCGAAUUUGUUCGCAAACGUCGUGAACGCAGCCGUCGCGAUGAUACGCCAACAAGUUGGCUAAAGACCGAGCCGCGGGCUGCGAAGCAUCUCCUGAAAAUGCGUGCGGAUCCUGAACCCAUGAUCGAACAGGAUAUGGAUGAUUCGCAAGUGUACGACGAUUGUGAACACAACUACGAUGCGGAUGCCAAGUUGGAAGUGCAAACGACGCAAUCGGAAAGUUAUUCAGUGCUCGUUGAAGCGGACGAUGGUGACGGAGAUGGCGAAGGUGAUGGCGACGGCGACGGGCAGGAUUCAUAUGAAGAGUAUAUGGCCGAUGCGGAAGCUGUCGAGCGUAAAGUGUUGCCCACAUUACAACCAUCGCCAGCUCUCGUCUCCGUCCACUCGGAGCCCGCAACGACAGCUGCAACGGCGGCGUCCACAACAGAUGAAGGAGCUGCGUCCUCAGACAUGUUGCGGCAUUCGCAGACAGAUGUGGAUUAUGUGGUCUGUAUGCCGAAUGUGCGAGUUGAGCGUGAACAGGCAAAGCCAGAGAUGAACUCUGGUUUUGAGGCAAUAGCAACAACAACAACAGCAGGAGCAGCACCCGCCACCAUAGGAGCCACAGGAACCGCGACGACUAACGAGACUGAAGAUGAUUUCUUCUGCAAAUCGGUAGCGGCGUAUUUGCGACAAUUGUCGCGACGUCACAAGAUCAAGGCGAAAGUUGAGAUGUAUCAGAUACUAGAGAAGUAUAUAUUGUUGGAGGAGUCUGGAACAGGAUCGGGGACGGCAGCGGGAUCGGGUCACAAUGGUUAAGCAGGUUACAUAGCUAUAUAUGUAUAGUUUUUAAAUCAAUUUUUAUGGAGUACAAAUAUACAAGUGACAAAAAUUUAA
Molecule: messenger RNA, 1281 nt
Organism: Drosophila albomicans
Lineage: Eukaryota; Metazoa; Arthropoda; Insecta; Diptera; Drosophilidae
Exons: 1
Coding region: 121-1203 (360 amino acids)
Biological process (GO): regulation of transcription by RNA polymerase II
Cellular component (GO): nucleus; transcription regulator complex
Molecular function (GO): DNA binding
Source: RefSeq, a predicted model, not a curated record